Messenger RNA from Mercenaria mercenaria, 1482 nucleotides. RefSeq names its product receptor-type tyrosine-protein phosphatase epsilon-like. Bases 114 to 1070 code for a protein of 318 amino acids. Gene Ontology annotation, molecular function: protein tyrosine phosphatase activity. The record is from RefSeq and is a predicted model, not a curated record. NCBI's taxonomy places the organism in Eukaryota, Metazoa, Mollusca, Bivalvia, Venerida, Veneridae. Gene Ontology annotation, biological process: protein dephosphorylation. The transcript is spliced from 9 exons.
UUGGAAGAACAGGGACCUUUAUUGCCCUAGACAACUUGGUGAGUCAGGCAAUAAAAGAAGGUUGUGUGCGACCGCUACAAACUGUGCAAACUUUAAGACGACAACGAGUAAACAUGGUUCAGACUAGAGAGCAGUACGUAUACGUGCAUGAAGCAGUCGCUGACGCCCUUUUGUUUGGUACACAUAUCGUAUGGGCAAAGCAGUUCGAAGAAAUGCUUGUAUUUAUGUUACAGAAAGAAAAGGGAGAUACCAGAACAAGAUUACAAGUACAGUUCGAGCUUAUUGAGAAGAGUAUGGCGAACGCCUCGUCUGAUGUUGCGGAGAGUCCAGAAUAUUCCAAUAUUGAGACGCUGCUGUCUGAAAGUGAUGCAUACAGACCAAAACUUAUGAACAGAGGAUCCAAAUUUGUGCAACAGUUGAGUGCCAUAUACAUCCCCAAUUACAAGGAAAAGAGUACAUUCUUGGUGUCGAUGUCCCCGGAUAAAGGUACAAUGGAAGAGUUCUGGUCACUAGUUGACGACAGCAACAUCAAAACAAUCAUAAUGCUGACAGAGCCAUCAACUACAUGUUACCGGUCUAGUUGUGAGCUAGGAUCGAGUGCAAACAGCGAAAAUAGAUUCAGCGUCAACAAAAUUGAGGAAAAGAUCAGGAAAGGCUACACAGAAAGGACUUUUACUUUCAAAGAAAGUGCUAGAGAGGAAGAGGAAAACCUUACAACAGUAAAGCAGUUUGAACACACAGCAUGGAAGGGUGGGUACACUGUUCCUGGUGACACAAAGUCCCUCCUAGACAUGAUAGAAUCUGUCCAAAAGUGGCAGCCACAUUUGUCUGAGUCUCAACCCAUACUGAUUCACUGCAGUGACGGUUGUUCAAGAUCUGGUAUAGUAUGUGUGCUACUUAAUGAGUUACAGAGGAUGAAAUAUGAAGGAGGUCACAUCAAUAUCGUGGAGUCUGUAAAGAUUAUGAAGAAAAGACAGAGUCACCUGAUCAGCAAUUAUGAACAAUACAAGUACUGUUUCGAUCUGAUUAUGGCUCACAUCCAGAUGUCGGAACUCUACCAAAACCUGUGAAUAUCUCAGUGAUAUGUGCUAUAAAAAUGACUACGUAUAAACAAUGUCGCAUUUGUAUACAUACAAUCAUGUUUCAAACAUGUAACAAUUUUAUGGUCAUUUCAGUUUGCUUGUAGGUAGUUCUUUAGUUCGGAAGAAACAAUUAAAUUGUUAGAUAUAUUAGAUAUAUUUAAUCAGAGUUUGGUAUGGGUUUACUUUUUUACUUUUUAUUAUUUCAAAUAGACAGUUUUAGUAUUAUCGUUGGAGAUAUGCGGAUAAGUGAGAUAAAAUGAAAUGUGUAAAUGGAUGAUUUAUCUAAUCAAACGAGUUCUUAAAGAUGACCAUCAUAUACCUGUUUCACGAGGUCCGUCUUCCUUAGUAGUUACUUUUUUAGUAUGAAGUAUGAUUUGAAGGUUACUGUUCAGUGGUCAUG